AUGAGUUUGAUGGACAUUUCCAAGAUCUUCUCCCUGCUGCAGCCCAAGGAGGAGGACGAGGACGGCGAGCAGUGCCAGGCCUUGAACAACGCCGUGAGCGGCGACGACGUGGCCCUGCUCUCCCAGCUGCUGUCCCAGGAGGCCUACAGAAAGUCCAUCAACGCCCGCAGCGGGUGGGGGGUCCCGGUGACCCCCCUGCGCACCGCCGCCGCUCUGGGACACCUGAGGUGCCUGGAGCUGUUGUUGGAGCACGGCGCCGAGAUUGACAGUCUGGACGUGAAGGCCCAGACGCCGCUCUUCACCGCCGUCAGCGGGAAACAUCUGGACUGCGUGGUGGCCCUGCUGAAGGCCGGCGCCGACCCCAACGGCAGCCAGUACAACAACUGCUCCCCGGUGCUGACGGCGGCGCGGGAGGGCGACGUGGACGUGCUGCGCGAGCUGCUGCGCUUCGGCGCCGAGGUGGACGUCAGGCCCAAGGUCCCCGAGUGGGCCUCCAACGCCACGGCCUGCCGGGGGCCGCUCUACAUCUCGGCUGUGUACGGACACCUGGACUGCUUCAAGCUGCUGCUGCUGCACGGCGCCAACCCCAACUACAACUGCACCGACCACAAGAUGCUGGCCAGGAUCAAGCAGCCCAAGACGGUGCUGGAGGUGUGCCUGCGCUACGGCUGCGGCGUGGAGUACAUUCAGCUGCUCAUCGAUUUCGGCGCAGACGUGUACCUGCCCACGCUCAUCAUUGACAAGACGACAAAGCAGAACGAAGCCCUGCUGCUGCUGCUCAAGGAAAGAGUUUGUCCCAAGACGCUGAUGUCUCAGACCCGACUGGCGAUCCGGGGAUUCCUCCCGUCUGCAGAUAAGGAGCCUGCGAUUAACAGACUGGACGUCCCGCUGAUCCUGAGGAACUACUUGAAGCACGACACCUCGGAACUCAUGUCGACCUGA
Molecule: messenger RNA, 942 nt
Organism: Salarias fasciatus (jewelled blenny)
Lineage: Eukaryota; Metazoa; Chordata; Actinopteri; Blenniiformes; Blenniidae
Product: ankyrin repeat and SOCS box protein 12-like
Exons: 3
Coding region: 1-942 (313 amino acids)
Molecular function (GO): protein binding
Source: RefSeq, a predicted model, not a curated record